Messenger RNA from Lolium perenne, 900 nucleotides. RefSeq lists its product as uncharacterized. NCBI's taxonomy places the organism in Eukaryota, Viridiplantae, Streptophyta, Magnoliopsida, Poales, Poaceae. The record is from RefSeq and is a predicted model, not a curated record.
UUCAGCGGCUAACUUGGAACGACGUCCAUGGUUUCGCCCUUGCUCGCCGCGCGCGCGACCACCACGUACUCCCCAUUAAUAGAGCUCAUCAGCGGCAUCCAUGGACAAACAACCUAGCCAGAGACCCAUAAAGAGACAGAGAAAGGGAGGAAGAAGACAACACACCUCCACCGUCCCACGAACGAAGCGAAACCCUGAUCGAGCGAGCUCGACCGCCACCAGGGCAAAUCAAUGGCGUCGCCGUCGCCUUCGUUCCUGCUCCAGCUGGUGCGGUACGUGUCGUCCCUCCCGACCCACUUCAUGCGGGUCAGCACGAGGGCGCUCCCGCUCCAGAUGGAAGGCUCCGGCCGGGCUAUCCGUCCCCUCGCCGCCGCCCCCAAGCCGAAGCCACCGGGUCCGCCGGCGGAAGGCCCCGGCGACAAGGGUGGGAUCAUCCAUGCCGCCUCUCCCGUACCGCGCGAGCUGAUGCGGGCGGCGCCUCAGAGGCAGGGCGCCGGAGGGAUGAUCAAGGCGCCCCAGCGGCCCGGCGCGCCGGCCGAGGGCACCGGCGGCCGCGGCGGGAUCAUCCAUGCUGCCUCUUCUUGAACGGCCUCAAGUCGUCAACAUUUUCGUGAUGAGACGAUAGAACACUGAUGAAGAUGAUCGAUCGAGAGCAAUCGAGAUUCAAGUUUCUCGAAAAUAAAUCGAGAAUUCACUAUUACUGCCGCAGGUGCAUUUUCCUGUUCUACGUACGUACAGCUCGAGAUGUAGGUGAUGCAUGUCCAGUGUACGUACGUGAACGCACCUGCUUCAGGUUCGUAGGAAAAAAAACAGAGGCUGAAUGUCACUGCUAGCUAGUAGCAUAAUCUGCAAAUCCGUCCCGAUAUUUGCAUCAUAUUAAUAUACUCAGCUGUUCAAAUA